ACAUGUGUCCACACAUAUAGUCGUCGCACGCAUUAAGGUUGUAUUAUCUUUUUUUCAUUGCGGCUAGCUUUCGACAGGCACAGACUUGUGCGGUUGAUGGGCGGUGAUGUUCACGUUUCCGCGCCCGGGAAAGUCCUCAUUUGCGGUGGAUAUGCGGUUUUGAAGGGAGGAGUCUCGAUCGCUUUGUCGACAAGUUUGCGGUUUCAUGUUAUUUUGAAAAGCACUCAACCUGCUAUGUGUAGCCAUGUCCUAGAGAGCAGAAAGCGGAUUCACGACAGGACUUUUGGAUCUUCCAGAAGAUUCAGCAUUACUGUUCGGUCGUCUUAUUUUGAAAAAAUGUGGCAAUUUUACGUUGAGCUGGGAUUUGUUCCAUCAGAUCAUCAGUCGAAGACUCUGACCAGAAUCGUGUUUCGACUCGUCAAGGACGUGCCUGGGGUCGAAGGAGCAUCGGAUGCGUAUAUAGAGUUUUCUCUGUUCUACUCUUUUGUCUUGGUAGCCCUCAGCAUCGACGGGAUCGACUUGGCUCACGAAGCCUACCAGCUGGAUAUCGAGUUGCGAGCGGACGAUGGAUUUUACUCGAAAAGGGGCGAGUUCGGCGGGGGAAGGGAAAGGUCGGCAAAGACGGGGUUAGGUAGUUCAGCAGCAUUGGUAUGCGGUUUGGUGGGAGCUGUGCUAAGUUGGGCGUUCGGUUGGACCAAGGAAGGGGGACAAGAAGAGGAUGAGCAUUUGAGGCUGAUACAUAACGUAUCUCAGCUGGCCCACUUUCAAGCGCAAGGAAAGGUGGGGUCCGGAUUUGACGUGUCCACGGCUGUAUAUGGGUCACAGGAAUAUUAUAUGUUGAAGAGAGAGCAGGUAGAAGAAGUGAUGAAUGCAUUUGCAAGAUCAUUAAGAGAAUGGAAACGAAUAGAAACGACAGAUGAGGGUACUGAUAUAGAAGAACCACGGUAUUUACCAUCUUCUAUUAAAGCUUUUUGUGAAGGAGUUGAGGCUUCUGAGCUACUGGAAGCGAUACGAGACAAAAUAGGCGAAGAGUGGAGAAACGGGUUGAGUUCGCGGUUUUGGCUACCGUCUGGCAUAUCAGUUGGCUUAUAUGAUACGGGCGAAUCUACGUCGACUCCAGAAUAUGUUCGAAGGGUAUUCGAAUGGUCAGAAAAGGACGGGGCGAAUUCGCGCAUGUUUGAAUAUCUGAAGAAGAAUAACAAUAAGAUUGUGUCUAGUUUUCAGAGGCUGAAAGAGCUAGAAAAAGCUGAUGAGGAAAAAUACCUGAACGCGUUAAGGGUGUACGCUCGAGGAAAUGAAGAAAAAAUAGAUAUACAUUGCAAUUUCGAUGUGUUGAAUAAGAAAAAUCAAGAACGGACAAAAAUAAAUUUGUCAGCGCUGAAUUUUUCGGCCUCAGACCAACUAGGUAAUCAAGCAAGAACGUGUCUUCUUGAUAAUUGUGCAACUGAAUCUCUCAAAGGCGCCGCCUCCAUUAUACAAAAUAAACAAGACCGACCAGGAGAUCUAAUUGAACCAGAAAAUCAUCGAGCAAUUGAUCAUAGUUAUCGUCAAAAGUCUAUGAAUUGUACCAAAAAUAGUCACGACUCGAGUCGAUGUAAUUCGCAAAAUGAAAAUUUGUGUCCGAAAUCGAAAUCUUUGUGCUUUGCUAUUCUCAACGAGCUAUCAAAUCUGAGAGAGUACUUUGCCACUUCCAGACAACUUUUCCGUACUCUUGGUCGUCUUUCUCAAACUCCACUCGAGCCUCCCGAUAUUACCGAAAUACUCGACAAUCUGGAGACAAAACCAGGUGUCAUUGCUUCCGGAAUAGCUGGAGCAGGCGGACGCGACGCCCCCUUCAUACUCGUCAUCGACGAAGUGGUUAACGAAUUCAAAAAUGUUUUUUGGCCCUUUUCAAAAGAAGGUUGUACAACUGGCUUGCUGAUCCAUUCCCCUUAGUCCAUGCAACUACGCUCAUAUCAUACGCACUUCUGCUUCACUGAAUUCCCUAUCACCAGAUACCCCUCCCAAGAGCGCUCAAAUAAAGAAGACAUCUGUCAAUUGUCCAGUGUACAACAUCCCGUCCUAGUAUUUUUUAUGAACCUCCGCCUAAAUAAAAAGGAAUCAUGAAUCAGAUUACGCCUUUAGGAACUACCUAGCCCAACUA
Messenger RNA from Schistocerca gregaria, 2143 nucleotides. RefSeq lists its product as uncharacterized. NCBI's taxonomy places the organism in Eukaryota, Metazoa, Arthropoda, Insecta, Orthoptera, Acrididae. The coding region runs from base 97 to 1935 and encodes 612 amino acids. The transcript has 4 exons. Gene Ontology annotation, cellular component: peroxisome. The record is from RefSeq and is a predicted model, not a curated record. Gene Ontology annotation, biological process: isopentenyl diphosphate biosynthetic process, mevalonate pathway. Gene Ontology annotation, molecular function: ATP binding; phosphomevalonate kinase activity.